AGUUUAGAAAGACAAGCAACUUUUUUAUAUACACAUUUUUUAUCAUACAUAGCGCAUGACGACAACGAUAAUGGAGACAACUGCAGCAGCAGCAGUAGUUGCACCAGAGGUGUCCGAUCAGCAGCCAACCAAUGGCAAUGCCAGCACCAUUCUGACCGAGCCGCCCAAAAGACCCAAGCGUCGAGCCAAAGGAAAGCCCCAGCCCAAUCCACUCCCGCUCUCGCUCCACCCAGCCAUUCUCCCACGCAUCGGCAGACCGGAUGAGAAUCCAGUGGAUUGCCUUGUGUGGGUUAUGUUUGAUGGCUUGCUUUUGUGGGUUGGUGGCGCGUUUGGGAAGGGCAUUUUGUCUAGGUCCGAUCCUACUUGGCUCAGGCGCUAUUUGAGGGAAACUGGCGUGAGCAGUAAGGGGAAGCAAGUGUUCCUUGAGGAUAUUACGAAACAAAGGCGUCUGGAAAGGCAGAUGAACAAGGGAGUUGAGGGUGAAGAGAAGGGGGCCGAGACUGAAGAGAAGGAGGCGAGCAGAUCGUUAGAGGAAGUAGUGGAGGAAGAUGACCAAAUAGAUACGUUGGUUGGUCCCGAGGAAGCCUCAGAAAUGGAACCCACGCAGCUAUCACCCUACGAGUGCCUGUUUCUGUGCGACGCCGGAUGUCUCGUCCCCAGGGACUCCGCCACCAACGCUAUACUCUGCGCGAAUGAUCUCUGGAAACUCUUUGACUCGCUCGAAGCUGAUUUCGAAAUCAAAUAUGCUGCCUACUACUACUACCGGUCAAAGGGGUGGGUUGUCCGGAGUGGAAUAAAGUUUGGGUCGGAUUUUUUGCUGUACAACAAUGGACCAGCACACUCACACGCGCAGUAUUCUGUGGUUGUGCGCCACAGAAAGUGUUUGUCAGACAAGGAAAUUGAUACUCAGGAAAAUGAAGAGGAUGGAUAUGGGGGUGAGAGCCGGCGGUUGGUGGACACUUGGCAGUACAUGUUUGCUUUGACCAGAGUCACAGCCCAAGUGCAGAAGACCUUGGUUGUGUGCUAUGUUGAUUCGCCGGAGAGCCAAUGCUUGGCCGACAGGAUGGAUCUCUGCCAGUACGCUAUCGAGGAGCAGGUCAUUUCGCGAUUCAAUCCCAAUAGAAAAUAAAUAAUAAAAUUG
Kickxella alabastrina is the source of this 1141-nucleotide messenger RNA. RefSeq names its product tRNA intron endonuclease. Gene Ontology annotation, cellular component: tRNA-intron endonuclease complex. Bases 56 to 1129 code for a protein of 357 amino acids. Gene Ontology annotation, biological process: tRNA splicing, via endonucleolytic cleavage and ligation; tRNA-type intron splice site recognition and cleavage. The transcript is spliced from 3 exons. Gene Ontology annotation, molecular function: tRNA-intron lyase activity; nucleic acid binding. NCBI's taxonomy places the organism in Eukaryota, Fungi, Kickxellomycota, Kickxellomycetes, Kickxellales, Kickxellaceae. The record is from RefSeq and is a predicted model, not a curated record.